AUGUACAACGGAACAACAUCACAAAUAAAAGUGGGGAAUAAAUUAUCAGAGAAGUUUGCUGUUAAUAAAGGACUGCGUCAGGGUUGUUGCGUGUCGCCCACUUUAUUCAAGAUUUAUAUUGCCAAAGCCCUAAAUCAAUGGAAGCGUAAGUGCAAAGGCAUGGGAAUUGAUCUUGGGGAGAUGUGCCUGUAUACUCUGCAAUUUGCAGACGAUCAGGUCAUCAUAGCCAACGAUAAAGAUGACAUAGAGUCAGAAAAUUACAAAAAAGGGUACCAACGAUGGGGCUUAGAAAUUAGUAUUCAGAAGACGAAAUACCUUCCUAUAGGAACUAACCUUUCGAAUGUCCAACUAGAAAAUGACGAGGCAAUUGAAGCAUGUGACGAAUAUUCCUAUCUAGGAGUUAUUUUCGAUACUACAGGAAAAGAGGAUAAAGAAAUAAAGAAGAGAAUAACUAGAAAAACGAUAGGAUGCCUCAAUGGAAUAUUUUGGUCUCAACAAAUAGGUAAACAACGAAAAUACAACAUAUAUGAAACAAUCAUCAAAAGCGGACUUUUGUAUGGAGCCGAGACUUGGCGAAUAACAGAAAGGAACAGAAGGAAACUUGAAGCGGUGGAGAUGGAUGUAUUCAGAAGAUCCUUAGGAAUAUCUCGUGGAGACAGAGUUAGGAAUGAAGAGGUUAAACUGCGAAUGGGUGUAGAAGGAUCGUUAACAACGGAGAUUGAGAGAAACCAGCUGAUAUGGUACGGGCACGUCCAGAGAAUGCCGAACACAAGACUACCUAAGAGAGUGAUGGAGUGGAUACCGAUGGGACGAAGGAAAAGGGGGAGACCAAGAAAGACAUGGAAAGAGGGUGUAUCGAGGGCUAUGAGCGAGAGAAGCCUUACAGAAGAUCAAUGCAGUGACCGAAGGACGUGGAAAUUGGGCAUCGGACAACGUCGCAAGACGUUUUGA
Messenger RNA from Coccinella septempunctata (seven-spotted ladybird), 951 nucleotides. RefSeq lists its product as uncharacterized. Lineage: Eukaryota; Metazoa; Arthropoda; Insecta; Coleoptera; Coccinellidae. The coding region runs from base 1 to 951 and encodes 316 amino acids. The record is from RefSeq and is a predicted model, not a curated record. The transcript has a single exon.